UGAAGAUCUGCAACGUUUCUGCGGUAAGACGCCGAUUAACGGCCGGCGGGCACGGCGCGCGUGCACGACACAGACCAGACAGAGGGUGUGUGCGGGGCUGGACGGGCGUGCGCACGCGCCUGCGGUGCGUGUAGCGGAGGGUCAUGGAGGUGUCCUCUCACAGCCUCUUCCUGCUGCAGCAGCUCAAUGUUCAGAGAGAGUUCGGCUUCCUGUGUGACUGCACUGUCGCCAUCGGAAACGUCUACUUCAAAGCCCACCGCGCCGUGCUCGCCGCCUUCUCCAACUACUUCAAGAUGAUCUUCAUCCACCAGUCCAGUGAGUGUAUAAAGAUCCAGCCCACCGACAUCCAGCCGGACGUCUUCAGCUACCUGCUGCACAUCAUGUACACCGGAAUGUGUCCCAAGCAGCCGGUGGACCAGAGCCGCCUGCAGGACGGCAUCAAGUUCCUUCACGCCUACCAGCUGUGCCGGAAACCCGGCGAGGGCGCCGCAGACGCCGCUGCCGACAUGGUCCGCAUGUCCAACCUUUACGGUAUCCAGAUCUCCUCCCAGCUGGCCAACAAGGACGCCGCCGGAGGCCCCAAGACCACGGCGGUGUCCCGCGGCGCCCCUGAGGACGGACGCUCCUCUGGCCGGGGCGGGCGCUCCCACUCUCAGCUGUCCCUCGCCGUCGGACUGGAGGGGAUCCCGUCAGACCGCCAGGCCUCGGGGCUACGCAACGUCUGCUCCGUGGCGUCCGGAGACGACUCGGACAUCUCGAAUCGCAUCAAGCAGGAGCGGGUAGAGGAGGAGGAGGGUGAGGACGGCGAGGGCGAGGAGGGUCUGGGGGCGGGGUCUCCGUCUCAGGGGAGCAGUCCCAGUCAGAGUCUCCUGUUCAAAGACCGAGGCCUGGUCCUGCUGUGUCCCCGCUGUGGAGAGCGCUGCUCGUCUCCGGAGGACCUGCGGGAGCACCUGUUCAGCCACGCCCUCGACCCCACCCGCCUGAUGGAGGGGCUGUCGCAGGGCGGCGAGCUGGACGCCGGCGUGGAGGAGGGUCCGGCGGGGGCUCAGGAGCAGCUGGACGCAGGCUGUCUGGAGGAGGCGCUGAGACAGAGCCAGGCGCUCGCCAACCAGCUGGCCGCCGAGCUGAGGAGGAGCAGGGGGGGCGGAGGGGCGAGUAGCCCGACGCCCGCCGUCCUGCACUCUCGGAAACGUAAGAUCGCCUGCGCCGUCUGCAGCCUGCGCUUCUCCCACAAGAGCCAGCUGCAGGAGCACAUGUACACCCACACGGGCAAGCCGUCCCGCUACCACCGCUACAACCGCCUCUGCAGCCAGCUCUUCCAGGCCUCCGCCCACUUCUGCGAGGGCGCCGCGGAGCCCGGGGGAGUGGGCGGGGCCUCGUCCGGCGCCGCCGCGCUCUCCGAGGAGGUCAACAGGGACACUCAGGACAACGGCAGCUCCUGCUACUCCCUGGACUCUGAGAUCUCCCAGGAGAGCGUGGACGGCGUACCUGUGGAGUGAUGUCAUCAGGUGUUCUCUCGGUGUUGUCGUCUCCGUCUCUGCUGCGGUCUGCUGGUCCCUUACCUGUGCAGGUGUGUGUGGCAAUCAUCAUCGGACGGUUCAGUUCAAUCACUUCAGAAUCGAUCAACGGCAAAUCUAUCAGCAACACAUCUCUGUUCCAUGUGAAUAUUUUCUGUUUUUCUACAAUAAUUAACUGAAACAACAAAACGAGACAUUUGAAGUCGUCGACAAGACGAUUAAUCAAGAAAACAAUCAGCUGAUUAAUCAAUAGACCUCUUUUCCUGUUAGUGAACAUGAUGACGUAGUUUGUGGGCGGAGCGUUAAGUGGAGGCAGAAUAAUUCUCUGAACAACCGUAGCCAACAGUCUUUCCUUUGUUUUGCCUCCAACUAACACUGUGACCUCAUCAUGACCUCAUCAUGACCUCAUCAUGACCUCAUCAUGACGUCGACACUAAAAGGGGUCUUUAAUGAUUAUUCUCCACCCGAACCGUUCAGAUUAACAUCUCGUCGUUUGUUUCUGUUGAAUCCUGAUCUUCCACACUCACCAGCGGACAGUGAACGCCUCGCUGACGGAGCGUGUGACUGCGAGGACGCCGCAGAGCGAGGAGAGGAUGCGUCGAAAUGUUCCUUCAGUGUAAAGCUAAUCAGUCAGUGUGUCGGACUCUGAAGAAGUUUUAUUGUGAAAAGACGCAGCAGUGCCUUCCUGUGGUGGUUUGAUGGUCGUUUGUGUCGUUUCCAUCAGUAAAUUAAAGCUUCAUGACAAUCUGACGAGUAGAAAGAACUCAUUAACAAAGUUUACCAGCUUUUUGUAGCCGAUGUUUUCACCAACUGUUCCUUUUUCUAGAACCGUGAAGAACCCUCCAACUGUAAACUUAAAGGACCACACCACUGUUUACUUUACAAUAGUUCACCUUUUAGAAUACGUCUAAACAAAGGAGGGAAAUCAGUGUUCUGUAGGAAACACACCUGAACAGGUAAAGCACAAGAAGGUGUUACUUUAUUUUAAGGGGGUACCAACGGGAGAACAAACAGCGUUGUGGUCCUUUAACUUGAAAUCCUCUGCUGGCGUCACAUGACCAGCGCUCGUUGUUAGGGCAUAAAGAUGUGUUUUGAGUUUGGAUUUAAAGACGUCCACACAUUCAGACUGUCUGAUGUCCGUAGGGAGGUUAUUCAAGAUGUUAUCGAUUACUGAUUGGUGACGUCAUCUUCAUUCUGUGUUUCACUGUAAAACAAAUCAAAACAGGAAGUUUGUGUUGUUUUGUAAAUAGACGUCUGUUUUUUUCAUUGAUGCAACAAUAAAGUCUUUUUUCCACCAGUCAGGUGACAGAACUGUUGAUAAAGGAACUGAUUUAAACUUCCUGCAAAGAAAAAGACAUUUAAUAUAAAUCUGCAAUUAACAAUCUUUUCACUGUUGAUGGAAUUAUUAAAAAAGAUUUCUGCUAUUCUGAAGUUUUUUGUUUAAUAUU
This is a messenger RNA of Sebastes umbrosus (honeycomb rockfish), 2965 nucleotides long. RefSeq names its product zinc finger and BTB domain containing 25 (gene zbtb25). Gene Ontology annotation, biological process: regulation of transcription by RNA polymerase II. Lineage: Eukaryota; Metazoa; Chordata; Actinopteri; Perciformes; Sebastidae. The coding region runs from base 144 to 1499 and encodes 451 amino acids. The record is from RefSeq and is a predicted model, not a curated record. Gene Ontology annotation, molecular function: DNA-binding transcription factor activity, RNA polymerase II-specific; protein binding; RNA polymerase II cis-regulatory region sequence-specific DNA binding. Gene Ontology annotation, cellular component: nucleus. The transcript is spliced from 3 exons.